Messenger RNA from Brassica oleracea var. oleracea, 2052 nucleotides. Its product is annotated as bifunctional 3-dehydroquinate dehydratase/shikimate dehydrogenase, chloroplastic-like. The transcript has 10 exons. The record is from RefSeq and is a predicted model, not a curated record. Bases 71 to 1894 code for a protein of 607 amino acids. Gene Ontology annotation, biological process: chorismate biosynthetic process; shikimate metabolic process. NCBI's taxonomy places the organism in Eukaryota, Viridiplantae, Streptophyta, Magnoliopsida, Brassicales, Brassicaceae. Gene Ontology annotation, molecular function: shikimate 3-dehydrogenase (NADP+) activity; NADP binding; 3-dehydroquinate dehydratase activity.
UGUCUAAUAACACAUAUAACUAACUAAUAAACUGUGAAGAAAAGCUGUACGGUCUGUCGACGUCUUUACAAUGGCUCCUUCUUCUUCAGCUAAUGUUCGCCCUUCUCAUAUCCUCUCCAUCCCACGACCGUCACCGACCUGCGUUCCCAACCUCCGUCUCCUGGCCUCCGGUUUCAGUCUCAUCUUCAAAUCGAGUUACUUAUCCGCCGAACUCUCUUCCCGGCAAACCAGGAGUGUGCAGGUUCCUGUAGUUUCCUCCACUCGAAUGCAACGUCGAAGCAUGGAACAAAGCAAUGUCUAUGUGGCUUCAAAUUCUAUGGAAACGGAGAUUGGAAGUCAAGAAAUCACCAAGAAUCCGAGCUUGAUCUGUGCUCCAGUGAUGGCGGAUUCAAUAAACAAGAUGGUGACUGAAACGUGCAAAGCACGUGAACUGGGUGCAGAUUUGGUGGAAAUUCGAUUAGAUAGUCUCAAGGGUUUCAACCCUCUUGAGGAUCUUAAAACAAUCAUUAAAAAAUCUCCUCUUCCCACUCUAUUCACCUACAGACCAAAAUGGGAAGGUGGUCAAUAUGACGGCGAUGAUAAUGAGCGGCUGGAUGUGCUCCGUUUGGCCAUGGAACUAGGAGCUGAUUACAUUGAUGUUGAACUUCAGGUUGCAAGUGAGUUCAUCAAAUCGAUUAAAGGAAAGAAGCCUAAAAAUUUUAGAGUUAUUGUUUCAUCACACAACUAUCAGAAUACCCCUUCCCUUGAGGAUCUCAAUGACCUUGCUGUAAGCAUACAACGGGCUGGAGCCGACAUAGUGAAAAUUGUUACUACUGCUGUGGACAUCACAGAUGUUGCUCGCAUGUUCCAUAUAACUUCAAAUUCUCAAAUUCCCACAAUAGGACUUGUUAUGGGUCAAAGGGGUCUAAUGUCUCACAUUCUUUGUUCGAAAUUUGGUGGAUAUUUGACCUUUGGCACCUUGGAAUCCGGAAAAGUUUCUGCAUCUGGUCAACCAACGAUCAAGGAUCUGUUGGAUCUUUACAACUUUAGAAGAAUUGGUCCUGACACUAAGGUUUAUGGAGUUAUUGGCCAGCCUGUCAGUCACAGCAAAUCACCUGUUGUCCACAAUCAAGCUUUCAAAUCAGUUGAUUUUAAUGGAGUAUAUGUUCACCUAUUAGUUGAUGAUAUUGCAAGCUUUCUCAAAGCAUACUCAUCCUCUGAUUUCGUUGGAUUCAGCUGUGGAAUUCCUCACAAAGAAGCUGCAUUGACAUGUUGUGAUGAGGUUGAUCCAUUGGCAAAGUCUAUAGGAGCUGUGAACACUAUACUAAGGAGACAAAGUGAUGGAAAGUUGAUGGGUUACAACACGGAUUGUAUUGGUUCCAUUUCUGCUAUUGAGGAUGGCCUUCGAAGCUCAAGUCAUCCGAGCAGUGUACGUUGUACAUCUGCUUCGCCAUUAGCCGGUAAAACAGUGGUGGUUAUUGGUGCUGGUGGAGCAGGCAAGGCAGUUGCUUAUGGUGCAAAAGUGAAGGGGGCCAAAGUUGUAAUUGCUAAUCGAACUUAUGAACGAGCACUAGAGGUUGCAGAAGCAAUCGGAGGCAGAGCGGUAUCUCUAGCGGAUUUAGAGAGCUUCCAUCCAGAAGACGGCAUGGUUUUGGCCAACACCACUUCUGUAGGUAUGCAACCAAAUGUCGAUGAGACUCCCAUUUCCAAGUAUGCAUUGAAGCACUACGCACUAGUAUUUGAUGCGGUGUAUACUCCAAGAGUCACCAGACUGUUACGGGAAGCAGAAGAAUGUGGAGCCGUAACAGUGUCGGGGUCAGAGAUGUUUGUGAGACAGGCUUACGAGCAGUUUGAGAUUUUCACUGGUUUGCCCGCUCCAAAGGAACUCUACUGGGAGGUCAUGUCAAAGUACUGAGACCUCUCUCGCUUGUGUGUGAAUGUCUUAUCUUCUUCGUCAUCCAUUGCAUGGAAACUCAAGUCAAUAAACUUUAGCUGUUUCUCUAUGUAUUGUAUUUAUAUAAAACGAUAAAAGCUUUUUGAGUUGAUUAGAUUAUGAAAAUGUGCAAUUAUCGA